CACACCGACCAAAUACCUAGGACUCUCUACACACAACACCUCGCAAAUUUCAAAACUACCGCAAUAAACCAAUACAAACCCACCAUGUCCCGCGAACAAUACCAAGUCCCCAACCUGGGCGGCGGCGGUGCCCAGAACGCCUUCGGUGAUGCUGCCGGUGGUGGCCCCAUGGACGGCCCUGUCGUCGCGUACCUGUGUGGCGAGUGCAACUCGCGCGUUUCGCUGAAGAGGGGAGACCAGAUUCGGUGCAAGGAGUGCGGUCAUCGGGUUUUGUAUAAGGAGAGGACGAAGAGAAUGGUUCAGUUCGAGGCGCGGUGAUUUCGGUACUGAUAGAGUCGGUGGUUUGAGUUGGGCUGGACUGGACUAGACUGAUAUGGUCUGGUUGGGCAUGUUUGACUUCGUUUUAUGUAUGAUGGGGUGGGUGCAUUUGGUGGCGCUUGGAGUU
Aspergillus vadensis CBS 113365 is the source of this 445-nucleotide messenger RNA. RefSeq names its product Rpo12/RPC10 RNA polymerase subunit family protein. Lineage: Eukaryota; Fungi; Ascomycota; Eurotiomycetes; Eurotiales; Aspergillaceae. Gene Ontology annotation, biological process: DNA-templated transcription. Gene Ontology annotation, molecular function: DNA binding; zinc ion binding; DNA-directed RNA polymerase activity. The coding region runs from base 85 to 318 and encodes 77 amino acids. The transcript is spliced from 2 exons. The record is from RefSeq and is a predicted model, not a curated record. Gene Ontology annotation, cellular component: RNA polymerase II, core complex; RNA polymerase III complex; RNA polymerase I complex.